AUCAUCUCGUGGUCGGUCACAUUUGCCUAUCACACGAUUCAGGUGUUCGCCGAAAUUUUCAGAAGAACGAUGCUGAAGGAGAUAAAAAGCAGACGACUGGAGUUCAUUUGACCGGUUCAUUUAUGAAAUUUCAAUAGUUAUCAAAAGCUGCAUGCUUUUGAAGGCAUCCCAUGCUGGCCAUGGAUCAACAAAACAUGUCCCUUGAAGAACAGGACGACACAAAUACCGGCCUGAAUAUCCUAUCUUUGGCGGUCAUCGAAAGGAGUGAGUUGUCGAAAGAGAAAAAACCUCAAUGGCGAGGGAUUAAGGGUAACAACAUUAGCAAAAAGAAUGGGAAGCAAACAAUAUCACAUCGACACAUUGAGAAACGCAGAAGAGACAGAAUAAAUAAUACACUUUGGAUGCUAAAAGAUAUUGUUCCUGCUGCAAAACUUAAGUAUGCGAGUGGCUCAGGGCGCCUUGAAAAAGCAGAUUUGUUAGAGAUGACGGUCCACCACCUGAAGAACGUCCAUCGAAGCUUGGCAAAAGUUGCUGAAAAGCAGGGCGAGAGUUUAUCAUCUAAAAACAGUUCAGCUUUAAACGAAGUUUACUGUAACGGCUUUAAAGACGGUAUUGUUCAUAUUCUGAAUGAGCUGAAGAAAAUGAAUCUAUUAACACCGACUCAAACAGAGAGAUUGUUAAAAGAGCAGUCAAAGCAAAACGAGGCAAAGGCUUUUCAGAAAGAGUUUAGCUUCUCGGAGAAUGAAGACGACACCAACAACAUUGCAAGGGAAGCAACUGAAUUUGAAGAAGAUAUAAACAGAUGCGUUACAGACAUGAAUAUUCCAGCCACUGAUACAGUUGAAGAGGUCACCAAAUAUCAAGUAUCAAUCAAAGCCGAGAGCUCCAGCCCAGACCUGUCCCCGCCUGUUAGUCCAGGAGAAAAAAUAUGCGAGCAAACGUCGCCGGAGAUUAAAAACCCGGUACCAGAUGCUGAUCCAAAGUCGGUUCCUUGCAUUCCCAGAGCUGAGUCAUUGUUUAAGAACAUGUCAAUUCCUGCUGAUAGUGGCUAUAAUUGUCCGGUGCUUGUUCCUGCCUACGCUUUGCAUGCUUCUGGGACACAUUAUGUUCCCGUAUUGCUACCGCCUACAUCCCUUUUUCCAACUAAUUCGCAAUGUGGCAAAGCAGAGGGUAGUGUAUUGAGUUGAUCCACUGGAGAGUUCUCGAGGAGCCGUAUUGAUGGGCGAGCUGCUCUCUUUAUCAAUUCAUUUUUGAAAGAAGGCGUUGUUCUGGAUUUUUAUGUGGGUUUCUUUAUCUUAGAUGUAAAUCGUUGUAAGGAGCUGAACAAUGAUUUAGAUUUUCUUAGAUUUCCUUUAAUUUGCCCUUUUACAAGCAAGCCGAGAGUCGUAUAACUCUCUGUACUGCUCAAUAUUGUAUAUAGUAAGUUCUUUUGUCUAACUAAAAAUUAAAUCUAACAAGAUUUAUGUCUCUAUGUACGGAAUGAGUACAGACAGCGAGAUUAAGAGUUUUUAGGUUAUCAAACUUCAGUUGUCUUAUGAGUAAAUACCCAAAAUGAAAAUGGUUGCACUGCCUUUUUUCUAAGAUUGAUUUAGGUUAACUCAUGGGUUGAGAUCCAUUUAUCCAGGGUGAAACUUCAGCUAUAAUCUCUCACCUUCAAAUACCGGACACCUACAGACAACGGACAUGUGUUUUUACCCAGACUUUAACUCUGCUUUCAAACCUUGUACGAAAACCAUAGACAGUAUCUCCGCACAAUGGGACGUAACAAGGGGCCACAGUUUGGAGAUUUUAAUUUAUUUUGCAUUCUGCAUUUUGAAGAUCAUUUCUCAUAGGAAGUAUUUAUUUUAUUUUAUCAUUAAGUAAAGUAUUUUAUUAUUCUAGGUUGGGUGCACUUUAGCUUGUUUUUAGGUAUUUAUUCUCACAGUAAUAUGUCAUAGAUAUUGAUGCUUUUAAUAAUUCAUGUAGCAUAUAAUUAGCUUGUAUAGUUAUCAUCAAGUUAUAAUGUAGAUAUAUCUCCUUCUCAUACAGAA
Molecule: messenger RNA, 2030 nt
Organism: Rhopilema esculentum
Lineage: Eukaryota; Metazoa; Cnidaria; Scyphozoa; Rhizostomeae; Rhizostomatidae
Molecular function (GO): protein dimerization activity
Source: RefSeq, a predicted model, not a curated record